Messenger RNA from Aspergillus udagawae, 1161 nucleotides. Its product is annotated as isocitrate dehydrogenase (NAD(+)) IDH1. Gene Ontology annotation, biological process: tricarboxylic acid cycle; isocitrate metabolic process. The coding region runs from base 1 to 1161 and encodes 386 amino acids. Gene Ontology annotation, cellular component: mitochondrion. The record is from RefSeq and is a predicted model, not a curated record. Lineage: Eukaryota; Fungi; Ascomycota; Eurotiomycetes; Eurotiales; Aspergillaceae. Gene Ontology annotation, molecular function: isocitrate dehydrogenase (NAD+) activity; NAD binding; magnesium ion binding. The transcript has 5 exons.
AUGUUCUCCUUGCGGACGGCGCAGCCCGCGCAGGCUUUCCUCCGCCGCGCAGCUGGUGCAGGCUCUCUAGUGCACUCCUCGAUCCCAGCAAGAUCUUUUGCUAGCGUGCAGUCCGACAUCUUCAAGCCCACGAAGUAUGGCGGCAAGUACACCGUUACUCUCAUUCCAGGUGAUGGUAUUGGUGCGGAAGUUGCCGAAUCAGUCAAGACCAUCUUCAAGGCCGACAACGUUCCUAUUGAAUGGGAGCAGGUAGAUGUCAGCGGCGUCGAUACAGGCAACAAGCAUUCGGAGGAGCUCUUCAAGGAAUCCAUCGCCUCUCUUAGACGCAACAAGCUAGGUCUCAAGGGUAUCCUGUUCACCCCUGUUGAGCGCUCGGGUCACCAGUCAUUCAAUGUUGCUCUCCGUCAAGAACUUGAUAUUUUCGCUUCGAUCGUUCUGAUCAAGAAUAUCCCCGGUUACAAGACACGGCAUGAGAACGUUGACCUCUGCAUUAUCCGUGAGAAUACCGAGGGAGAGUACUCCGGUCUUGAGCACCAGUCGGUACAGGGUGUGGUUGAGUCGCUGAAGAUCAUCACUCGUGCCAAAUCAGAGCGCAUCGCCAAAUUCGCGUUCGGAUUUGCUCUCGCCAACAACAGGAAGAAGGUCACCUGCAUUCACAAGGCAAACAUCAUGAAACUCGCCGAUGGCUUGUUUCGCAGUACUUUCCACAAGGUCGCCGAGAUGUACCCUACUCUGGAAGUCAACGACAUGAUUGUCGACAAUGCAUCUAUGCAGGCCGUUUCUCGACCCCAGCAAUUCGACGUGAUGGUCAUGCCCAACCUGUACGGAGGCAUUCUAUCCAACGUUGGCGCUGCCCUUGUCGGUGGACCUGGUGUGGUUCCUGGCUGCAACAUGGGACGUGAUGUUGCGGUCUUCGAGCCCGGCUGCCGUCACGUUGGCCUGGAUAUCAAGGGCAAAGAUCAGGCUAACCCCAGUGCUAUGAUCCUUUCUGGAUCCAUGCUUCUUCGCCACCUUGGCUUGGACGACCACGCAAACAGGAUCUCCAAGGCCGUGUAUGAUGUGAUUGGUGAAGGUAAAACGAGAACUCGCGACAUGGGUGGACAAGCCACCACUCACGAGUUCACCAGAGCUGUCUUGGACAAGAUGGAGGCUGCUCUGUAA